Messenger RNA from Dreissena polymorpha, 1541 nucleotides. Its product is annotated as elongation factor 1-gamma-like. Bases 94 to 1410 code for a protein of 438 amino acids. The record is from RefSeq and is a predicted model, not a curated record. Gene Ontology annotation, molecular function: translation elongation factor activity. Gene Ontology annotation, cellular component: nucleus; cytoplasm. The transcript is spliced from 11 exons. Gene Ontology annotation, biological process: translational elongation. NCBI's taxonomy places the organism in Eukaryota, Metazoa, Mollusca, Bivalvia, Myida, Dreissenidae.
CCUGUAACUGCAGUCACAUCCGGGUUCUUUCGUAAGUCGAUUUCCUUUGCGCAAGAUCGGAAGCAAAUUCCACUUCCUUUUAGAACCGGUGUAAUGGCGACUGGAACAUUGUACACUUACCCAGGCAAUUUCAGGGCAUUCAAAGCCCUGAUUGCUGCAGAAUACAGUGGAGCCAAAGUGACAGUGGAUACAACAUUCAAGUUUGGAGAAACAAACAAAUCAAAGGCAUUCCUGGAUAAAUUUCCAUUGGGAAAGGUUCCUGCUUUUGAGUCAAAGAAUGGUGACUGCAUUUUUGAGAGCAACGCUAUUGCUCACUAUGUCGGCAAUGAACAGUUGCUAGGCAAGUCCCAUACAGAUGCAGCUCUAGUCCAACAGUGGAUCAACUUUGGAGACAAUGAGAUCCUGCCAGCGUCAUGCACCUGGGUCUUCCCAUGCCUUGGUAUCACACAGUUCAACAAACAGGAAACAGACAAGGCCAAGGAGCAGAUUCAGAAGGCCCUGGGGGUGCUCAACUCAUACCUGACCACACGCACCUUCCUGGUCGGGGAGAGGAUCAGCCAGGCAGACAUCACAGUGGCGUGUGACCUACUCCUAGCCUACCAAUAUGUGCUGGAUCCAGCAUUCCGUGGCAGCUAUGGCAACGUGAACAGGUGGUUUACAACCCUCAUCAACCAGCCCCAGUUCAAGAAGGUCAUCGGUGACUUCAAGCUCUGUGAGAAGAUGGCGCAGUUUGAUGGUAAGAAAUAUGCAGAGUUGCAUGGAGGUGAUAAGAAGAAAAAAGAAGACGGAGGGGACAAGAAAAAAGAGGAAAAGAAGACCCCUCAGAAAAAGGAACAGCCAAAACAGGAGAAGAAAGAGAAGCCAGCGAAGAAGGAUGACAAUGAUGAGGAUGUGGAUGAAGAUGCAGAAAAAGAGGAUACUAAAGACCCCUGGAAGGAUUUGCCAAAAAGCCCCUUUGACUUUGAUGCCUUCAAACGGUGCUACUCCAACGAAGACACUGUGACUAAGGCUCUGCCAUAUUUCUGGGAGAAGUUUGACAAGCCCACCAUGUCCAUCUGGCACUGUAUCUACAACUACCCAGGGGAACUCAAGAAGAUCUUCAUGACAAGCAAUCUAGUGGGAGGUUUCAUUCAGCGUAUUGAAAAGAUGCGCAAGUUCUCGUUUGGCAGCAUGUGUGUGCUAGGAGAGGACGACAAGAACCAGAUCAGUGGUGUGUGGUUCUGGAGAGGCCAGGACCUCGCCUUCCCCCUGCACCCAGAUUGGCAGGUUGAUUACGAGUCCUACACCUGGACCAAGCUGGACCCUGAUGAUCCAAAGGCAAGGAAGAUGGUGAACGAACACUUCGCCUGGGAAGGCGACUUCGAUGUCUGCCCUGGACUGAAAUUUAACCAAGGAAAGAUCUAUAAAUGAAAACUGUUUUAGCUGAGACGGAUUGUAUUGUGUUAUUUAUAAACCCCCAGUUGUGAAGACCAGGACGCAAGAAGCGAGUGCUAUCUAUUUAUUGUUGAAUAGAUGCAAAAAAAAUAAACAAGAAAAACCUG